This is a messenger RNA of Oryctolagus cuniculus (rabbit), 726 nucleotides long. The record is from RefSeq and is a predicted model, not a curated record. NCBI's taxonomy places the organism in Eukaryota, Metazoa, Chordata, Mammalia, Lagomorpha, Leporidae.
AUGAUAGCAAUUUGUGGGCUGGAAGAGUCCUCGGAAAGUAUCCUGUCCAGCCACUCAUUAGAGAAACUGAAACAGAGGCCCAGAGGAGAAUCUCACAGAGAAGCCCAAAGGGCUACACUCAUGUAAAAUCGGGCUAGGGCUACCCUGAAGUGCCUUGGUUCUGGGAGCAAAGUGAAUGUCAAUUUUGUACAUUCAGAGAGAAGGUCAAAGGUCAAGUACACCCUGGGGAAUCUGAGGGGCACUGCUGCUCCCUGCAGAAAGAGCUCUGCCUACCCAAGCUUUCACCUCACCCCCACAUCCAAGUUUCAGACUGGUUCCCUUCCUUUUCCACCAGGGAUAUCCCAGUGUAAGGUGCUCAGUGCUGGGGGCUUCCCCACCUCUAGCACCUCCACAGCUCCUGAGAAUGAAGAGAAAACUACAAGUACUGGUCAUUUUCCUGGCCCUGUGAAACGAGAUGAAAAUCUAAAGAGGAAGAAGAAAUGGAGUACUGUGGUCAAAUGUUUGAUUGCUGUCACCCUGUUGCCCAGUGGAGUCAUUAUCAUAAUAUUUGUCAUGUUUGAAGUCCCAGUUCCUGUAAGUUGGCUGAUAGCCAGAAGGCUGUACCUAUGCCAGCAGUUGUGGAGAAGGCAAGAGAAGAGAGACCUGCCACCUGGAACAGCAGAAUCCCAGCAGAACUCUCAGCCUCAGAAGGGAAGUGUUCUCUGUAUGUCUACGUCCUUUGCUUAG